ACCCACUCCUGUCCAGCAACCAGACCCAGCACCGCUGCCGACUCUCCUUCCCUCAAUCUCUUCAGCAUUUCCCCAAGGAAGUCUAUUCAAAACCAGUCAAAAUGGGUGGCGGUGUCUCUGUUCGCGAUGUUGAUGCGCACAAGUUCAUCAACGCAUACGCUGCUUUCCUGAAGCGCCAGGGCAAGCUGCCCAUCCCUGGUUGGGUCGACACCGUCAAGACCGGUCCCGCCAAGGAGAUGCCUCCUCAGGACCAGGAUUGGUUCUACAUCCGCGCCGCCUCCGUCGCCCGCCACGUCUACAUGCGCAAGACCGUUGGUGUUGGUCGCCUCCGCAAGGUCCACGGUACCGCCAAGAACCGCGGCUCUCGCCCUUCCAAGCACGUCGAUGCCUCCGGCUCCGUCGACCGCAAGGUCAUGCAGUCCCUCGAGAAGAUCGGUAUCCUCGAGCAGGAUGAGGAGAAGGGUGGCCGCCGUAUCACCCAGGCUGGACAGCGUGAUCUGGACCGCAUUGCCGCCCAGGCCGCUGCUGCCGAUGAGGAGGAGGAGGAUGACGAGUAAACAAAUCAUCAUGGUGGCGUAGUGCAGGAAAUUUCACGGGUCGGUCAUAGGCGUCUAAAAUGGAUCAUUCGGGAUCUGAUCUCUGAUCAUGCUUUGUUCUCGGGGUUUGGGAAAAUGAUACCACGUCGAUAAUGAUCUGUUGCUCGUAUGUGCCGUUGAUCCAUGCCACGACAGGAAUCUUAUUUCCGACACAUCCUCGUGUCCCAGACUAAAGCAGCCUUGCGUGGCUUAGAAUGAACAGACACCACGUUUUCCCAGUGCAUCUGGUUAUUCAGUGGUCAAGGCUGGCCCGGCCUUCAAUGCAAAAACCAACCUCAACCUC
Cryphonectria parasitica EP155 is the source of this 879-nucleotide messenger RNA. Its product is annotated as 40S ribosomal protein S19. The coding region runs from base 102 to 557 and encodes 151 amino acids. The transcript has 4 exons. The record is from RefSeq and is a predicted model, not a curated record. NCBI's taxonomy places the organism in Eukaryota, Fungi, Ascomycota, Sordariomycetes, Diaporthales, Cryphonectriaceae. Gene Ontology annotation, biological process: translation; ribosomal small subunit assembly. Gene Ontology annotation, molecular function: RNA binding; structural constituent of ribosome. Gene Ontology annotation, cellular component: cytosolic small ribosomal subunit; ribosome.